UGCGCUGCCAUCUUCCUAGCCAGCAAAGUUAGCACGCUGUGCUUAACGCCGGUUGAUAUGGAAGGGGAUGAGGGAGUCACGUCUCCGGAGAGCAGGUCACGGGAGCUGCUCGGUGUUGGCAGUGGCUCGGGAGGGAUAUAUAGCAAGCUGCUGAUCAACGCAAAACAUGGCGACAAAAACGGUGCUGCGCCAGCAAUUGUCAGAAUGCCUCGGAGCAGCAUCUUGAACAGAAUUCAAAACUUCCUACCUCAGAUGGCAGAGGCCAAUGAAAGUCUAAGCAAGCAAAUGGAGACGAUGCCAGCGGGAGCAUUUGACAUUGAAAACACUGACGAGGAAGAAAAGAUCAUUGAAAUGAAUGUGGCAGUGGUGGAAUUGAGUGACACUGACUCCAGUGAAGCAGAGAGCAGCUCAGAUGGAAGCUCUGACAGUGACCUCGAAGGAGAGGUGACAGAAGACAACAUCAAACUGAGGAAAGAAACCAAGAAAGGAAAAAUAGAAGUUCUAGAACAGUGAUUUCACUUUUUUGCCAGGCUGUUCUAACGGUUUAAGAGCACAUUCUCUCCUCCCUAACUGGGCUCUACAGCUCGCUGUGUUGGUUUGAUGUGAGUUGUUUAUUAUGGGAGAAUGCUUAGGUUAUUAACCACACACAGAGAACUGUACAAUCCCCCCCAACACAGAGUAUUUUACGCUGGAAUUGACUCUGCCCUCUGGGGAUCGCUGUCACUGAUUGUACUAGAAAUAUGUUUUUUGAGGUUUUACCAUUUCAGGAUAGAAAUGUCUGUGUGCUUUUCAUAAAAGUAUAUUUCAUACACCUACACUAUAUAUCGACAUGGUUAAAUGUCGAGCAAUGCCUUAAAUACAAAUCGGGGGAGGGUAACAGCAGGGUCGCCCCUAGGCAGAAGCAAGCAGGGCUUGGGCCCAGGACCGCUAUGGUGCAGCUGCUUCCCACUUUCCCUCACGCUUGGGAUCAUUCCAGGUCUGAGUAACGUGGAGUGCUGAGAUGUCAUGUCUCAGACACAAGGCCAUAUUAGAGCAACAUCGCUUUUAAUAGCUGCAUCAUAUUUCACUUUACAAGAGAAGUAAAUACAGCGAUGCAUUAAAAGUGAUCUAGAUAUUUUCCUAUUACAUCCUAUUUACAAUAGGACAACAAAGUUUAUUCCUUAAUUAGAAAUGGUACACUGAAUCUACCAAAGAAGUGUAGCAAAAUGUUUGCUGUUCCAUAUUGUAUGAUUGUAUCUGUUUGGAGCUGGAGGCAUUUGAAGUGUGAAUUUUUUUUUAUGGUUAAUGUUUGUUUUCCAUAUCCCAGACUGAGAGACGUACGCCCACUUUCCUACAUCUAACAUUUUUGCGUCUAAAGUCACCUUUAGAAACAUCUUUCCUGGCACUGUUGAUUGCUCAAACCCUUCUCAGAAAAAGUCUUUACACAUGUAGAAUUUUGCCUCUUUUAUAGUUUUCGGUGGGAACACUUGUCAUGUCCCAUAAAAGCAGACACUGAUAGUGUUUUAUCUCACUAAAUCUUCAAGGGAAAGAACAAAUGCCCCAUCUGUGUGCAAUUAAUGUCUUCUCUGUGCAACUGCAAUGCUAACUCAGGUGCAUUAAUAAAAGAUACAGAUUUUCUUCUGA
Spea bombifrons (plains spadefoot toad) is the source of this 1623-nucleotide messenger RNA. It is a transcript of the gene NOPCHAP1, whose product is annotated as NOP protein chaperone 1. The record is from RefSeq and is a predicted model, not a curated record. Gene Ontology annotation, molecular function: box C/D methylation guide snoRNP complex binding. The transcript has 4 exons. Bases 58 to 513 code for a protein of 151 amino acids. Lineage: Eukaryota; Metazoa; Chordata; Amphibia; Anura; Pelobatidae. Gene Ontology annotation, biological process: box C/D snoRNP assembly.